ACUCGCCUAGGGUGCUGAAUGCAGCAGCGGCGGCGGAGAGAGCUGAGAGCCGAUUCUCUGCUCCAGGAACCUUGCUUCCAGACCUCGGACGGUCAGCUUACCGCCUGCCACCUCCCUUCCAGCACCACCCCUUUGGGAACUGAGCCAGGGGGGCAGCAGUCGCGGCGGGCGGGUGCUGAGCAACGGCGGAAGACGAGACAACACCUGGCAGCAGCCUGGAAUCUGAUUUGCUUCCUCUCGCCUUUUCAAAGAGAUAUAUUUAUACAUGGUUUUGGGGGAGUCUCGAGGACCCAGCAGGAGCCAAGUGCUGGCUACCUCCCACCUCGGCCACGCUGCUUCGUUCCCCUCUCCCCACCCUUAGCUGGUACUGCAAACAAGCCUUACCUCGUUGCUUCUACGAAGAGAGGUAGCAACAGCGAGCCCAGCCAGCCAGCCAGAGGCAGAGGAGAGGAGGGAGGGGUUGGAGGGGGGGCGCGCAGAGAGCCGACCGAGGCCGCCCUUGGUGGGGGUAGCAGGGGCAGAGCUGCCGUGAAGACCCGGCAGCCGCCCUUCUCCGCCUCCCCUCUAGAAGCGCUCUUUCCUGAUUAUUUGAGAACCGAAUUGUUCUUAUUUCACUAGUAUUAUUUCAUUUUUUAUUACCCUUACUCCUCACUCCCCAGCCGCCCCCACCCCUACGCCUGCCUCGCCUCUGGUUGCAUGGCAGCGCUGCCUGGGCGCGGGGGCUCAGAGCUGGCCCCUCGGGAAGGAGGAGGAGGCGGAGGAUCAUGAAGCCGGGAGUCUUGGCCGCGUCGGACGGCGAGCUGCAGCCAGAGGACGAGCCGGAGCGGCCCCCGCCCCGGAGACACCCGGACGCCACCGACAAGCAGUCGCCGCCACCGCCACAGCAGCAUCGGUGGCCGCGGGCAGAUCCGGAAAGAGAGGAGGGCGACAGCGGCCCAGAGGAGCAACCCGAGAAGGCGAGGCCACUCACCCGCCCGGACCUGCCCUUCUACCGCCCCUUGCCCCUCGCCCCAAGGGACCUUUGAUGGAGCCAGGGAAGGGGGCCGAGGGUUUACAGACUGCCAUAGGGCUGGGCAGGGGGUUCUGAUCAUGUAACUACUCCCCCUAGUUCCCUCCCACACACACGCCCCUCUUCUCUACCCCUUAUCUCUGCUCCACUGCCUCCCACUCCCCAAACACACACCCUUCCUCUAGCCAGGAUCUUAACGCUCAGGAAGGAGGUGGCUCUGCAAGGGUUAAACGAUCUUUUCUGUUUUUCCCUUUCUUUUCCCCGUCCCCAGUCCCUGAUUUUCCCACCUCUUUUUUCCUAAUUGGCUUUCCCCUCUUCUGUGCAGCCCUUCCGCUGCAGAGGCAAAGCACAAGCCCCUUGCCCAGUAUCACCUGGAUCUCUUCCCCACCACCCACUGCUCUCUUAAAAGCAACUCUGGUGCUUCUGGAGGUUAAUUGCCCCAGUUUUCUGCCCAGGAGAAUUAAAACUUCUCCCAACCUCCUCUCUUCCCCUCCUCACCGCCCCCAGGCCCUCAAAACCAACCUCCUACUACCUAAGGAAAACUCUCUUUUCUCUCUAGCACAUGCAGUCCUCAAUUCUUCACUGAGCUAGUUUGCUCUAAGCCCAGCUCAGUCCACUCCAAAUUUUAUUGAUAACCUUCCUCACCCUUUUAUAUGAAGAAAUUUCCCACUGCCUGGGAAUUUGAGAAAAACCCAAUAAGCCUCUUCCCAGGGAACUUUCUAACAGUCAGGCUUUGAUCUCAAGGCCCUAACAGCCCAUCCUCAACUGUUUUUCCUAGCCCCCUGCCUGUACCAGUGCUACCGGGUCAAAAGCAAAGAGGGAGAUAUGCUGAAAGCUUAAGGUUUGGGUAGAGGUAGGAGGGGCAAGACAAUUUUUUGUUGGGCUGUCCAGGUAGAGUUCAGGACCAGUGACUCUCAGUUGCCAGUCCCGGGAGUCAUUUAUUUGCUACUUGGAGGGGAUGUAAGAGGAGUCAGCAAGAACGAAGACUCCCUCCAUCAUAACACAGAUACACUGUGGACCCCCAGACCAUCCUAUCCUCUGCAAAGACUCCACCUGCCCCUGCUGGGCUCUCUGCUUCCACUGGGCACAUGCUGAUGCCCCUGAGUGGGCUGCUCUGGUGGUGGUGGUGCUGCUGUGCCUGGUACUGCUGUGGAUUGUGCACCCCAGCUCCCCAGAUGUUGCGCCACCAGGGUCUACUCAAGUGCCGCUGCCGUAUGCUCUUCAAUGACCUGAAGGUUUUCCUCCUGCGGCGCCCCCCUCCAGCGCCCCUGCCCAUGCACGGGGAACCCCAGCCCCCUGGUUUGGCGGCCAACAACAACACCCUUCCGGCUCUGGGUGCCGGGGGGUGGGCAGGCUGGAGGGGCCCUCGAGAAGGGGUGAGCAGGGAGACCCCUCCCCUGCCACCUCCACCGCCUUUGCCACCUUCUGUGGAAGAUGACUGGGGUGGCCCAGCCACAGAGCCACCUGUCUCGCUGCUCAGCAGUGCCUCGUCAGAUGACUUCUGUAAAGGGAAGGCUGAGGAUCGCUAUUCACUGGGCAGCAGCCUGGACAGUGGCAUGAGGACCCCACUCUGCCGCAUCUGCUUCCAGGGGCCAGAACAGGGGGAGCUGCUGAGCCCGUGCCGCUGCGAUGGCUCCGUCAAGUGCACGCACCAGCCUUGCCUCAUCAAGUGGAUCAGCGAGCGGGGCUGCUGGAGCUGCGAGCUGUGCUACUACAAGUACCACGUAAUCGCCAUCAGCACAAAGAACCCUCUGCAGUGGCAGGCCAUCUCCCUGACAGUCAUCGAGAAGGUCCAGAUUGCAGCUGCCAUCCUGGGUUCCCUCUUCCUCAUCGCCAGCAUCUCUUGGCUCAUCUGGUCGACCUUCAGCCCCUCAGCAAAAUGGCAGCGCCAAGACCUCCUCUUCCAGAUCUGCUAUGGGAUGUAUGGAUUCAUGGACGUGGUGUGCAUAGGCCUCAUCAUCCAUGAGGGACCCUCUGUGUACCGCAUCUUCAAACGGUGGCAGGCUGUCAACCAGCAGUGGAAAGUGCUGAACUAUGACAAGGCAAAAGACCUGGAGGAGCAAAAGACAGGAGGCAGGACCAACCCCCGGACCUCCUCGUCCACCCAGGCCAAUGCCCCCACCUCAGAAGAGGAGGCUGUGGGCACCCCUGCCCCCGAGGAAGGCCCUGCCCGGGGGGCCAGCCACCCCUCAGGCCCCCUGUCCGAUCACCACUGUGCUUACACCAUCCUGCACAUCUUGAGUCACUUGAGACCUCAUGAACAGCGGACCCCACAGGGCGGCAGCCGUGAGCUGGUCAUGAGGGUCACUACGGUGUGAGCCGAGAGAUCUGCGAGGGAGCUGUGACCAAGCACGUGCAAGGGAGACAGAGCAAGAAGAGGACGGGUCGGGAAGGGCUCGCCCCGACAUGAUGCCACUGCGUCUGGGGAGCAGGUGUGCAGAGGCACCCAGGGGCCAGAGGGCGGGCGGAGAGUGGUGCACCUUGAGGGCCCUGGGGCAGGGUCGGAGCUGGAGGGAGGCUGGUGCUGUGAGCGGGUGAUUUUCAGCAAGUUGAUUCCAUUCUCCAACAAGAGGGAGGAAAACCAAGACAAACUCAACAACAAAGUGCAAUACAGACUGAGUCUAACAAAACACAAUGCACCCACCUGUGCCCCACCCCCCGUGCCAUGCAAAACACCCGGGCAAAGUGGCGG
Molecule: messenger RNA, 3701 nt
Organism: Capra hircus (goat)
Lineage: Eukaryota; Metazoa; Chordata; Mammalia; Artiodactyla; Bovidae
Gene: MARCHF4
Product: membrane associated ring-CH-type finger 4
Exons: 4
Coding region: 2098-3327 (409 amino acids)
Biological process (GO): protein ubiquitination
Molecular function (GO): zinc ion binding; ubiquitin-protein transferase activity
Source: RefSeq, a predicted model, not a curated record